Molecule: messenger RNA, 564 nt
Organism: Mesorhabditis spiculigera
Lineage: Eukaryota; Metazoa; Nematoda; Chromadorea; Rhabditida; Rhabditidae
Source: the annotation of a GenBank genome assembly
AUGGACAUGCAGCGGCUGAUCCACGGGAUCUGCUAUUUUGACUCAAUCGCUGCCUAUUUUACCAAUUCCAUGCUGAUUUACAUGAUCAUCAACCAUUCACCGGAAAGGCUUGUUCCAGGCGCAUACAAAUAUCUGAUGCUCUCGUUCAGCAGCUGCAUGCUCAUUUUCCCAACUUGCCACGGUCUAUUAAUGCCGCACCUCUUCAUUAACGGAAAAUCCUAUGUGUUCUUCUCGGAAGGCUUUUUGAGUAGAUGGCCAUGUGCUGCGCAUGCCGGCAUCGUCUGCUGGGGGUUUCUAUUUGGGGUGAACAAUACUUUGGGGGAAGAGGUACUUUACGCACCAGAAGUUUUUGCCGCCGUCUGGACGAUGGCCCUUUAUUGGAUCGGGUUUAUAGCGAUAGGCUACUGUACCUAUGGCAUCCGCUACCAGCUACAGCGUGCAAAGCUAAGCGCGAAUACCAAGCGCAUGCAUCGAGAAUUGUAUAAAGCUUUGUUAAUUCAGGCUUCCGUGCCGAUCUUGGCCGACUACAUUCCUUGCGCGGAAGCCGGGCCAAAACCUAUGGUC